Molecule: messenger RNA, 684 nt
Organism: Bufo bufo (common toad)
Lineage: Eukaryota; Metazoa; Chordata; Amphibia; Anura; Bufonidae
Product: phospholipid scramblase 2-like
Exons: 6
Coding region: 4-684 (226 amino acids)
Biological process (GO): plasma membrane phospholipid scrambling
Cellular component (GO): plasma membrane
Molecular function (GO): phospholipid scramblase activity
Source: RefSeq, a predicted model, not a curated record
UGGAUGCCAGCACCUGCAGAACUACCGAACUGUCCACCAGGAGUAGAAUAUCUUAGUCAGAUAGAUCAACUAAUCAUUCACCAGCAGACAGAACUGUUGGAAGCCUUUACAGGAUUUGAAACAAAAAAUAAGUAUGAAAUAAAAAACAGCAUGGGCCAGAGGAUAUACUUUGCAGCAGAAGAAAGCAGUUGCUGCAAUCGAUAUUUCUGUGGAAGUGCCCGCUCCUUUGCUAUAGUGAUUACUGAUAACAGGGGCCAAGAAGUCAUACGGCUAUUAAGACCUCUUCGAUGUACUUGCUGUCUCGCUCCUUGCUGCCUGCAAAAACUGGAAGUUCAGGCUCCUCCAGGAAUACCAGUUGGUUAUGUUGCUCAGAAUUGGCAUCCUUUUCUACCAAAAUUUACAAUACAAAAUGAGAGACAUGAAAAUGUUCUGAGGAUCAUUGGACCCCUUCUUUCCUGUGGUUGCUGCUCAGAUAUCAACUUCCAGGUAAUGUCAGUUGAUGAGACCUUUGAAGUUGGUAGAAUUACCAAACAGUGGUCUGGCCUGGUGAAUGAGAUGUGUACAGAUGCUGACAUCUUUGGGGUCCAGUUUCCAUUAAAUCUUGAUGUAAAAAUCAAAGCAGUAAUGCUUGGGGCAUGUUUUCUUAUAGAUUUUAUGUUUUUUGAAUAUUCUAAUGAAAACUGA